Messenger RNA from Vanderwaltozyma polyspora DSM 70294, 2283 nucleotides. RefSeq names its product MCM DNA helicase complex subunit MCM5 (gene MCM5). The record is from RefSeq and is a predicted model, not a curated record. The transcript has a single exon. Gene Ontology annotation, molecular function: single-stranded DNA helicase activity; 3'-5' DNA helicase activity; DNA replication origin binding. Bases 1 to 2283 code for a protein of 760 amino acids. Gene Ontology annotation, biological process: DNA replication; DNA replication initiation; double-strand break repair via break-induced replication. Gene Ontology annotation, cellular component: MCM complex; nucleus. Lineage: Eukaryota; Fungi; Ascomycota; Saccharomycetes; Saccharomycetales; Saccharomycetaceae.
AUGUCGUUCGAUAGACCUGAGGUUUACAGUGCUCCUGUUCUGCAAGGUGAAUCCCCAAAUGACGAUGAUAAUACCGAAAUUAUCAAGUCAUUCAAAAACUUUCUUUUGGAAUUUAGAUUCGAUUCCCAUUUCUUGUACAGAGAUCAACUUAGAAAUGCUUUGCUAGUCAAGAAUUAUUCUUUGACCGUGGAUAUGGAACAUUUGAUUAGUUAUAAUGAAGAUUUGUAUAAAAAAUUGUCAGAUGAACCUUCUGACGUGAUACCUUUAUUCGAAAGUGCUAUAACGCAAGUGGCUAAGAGAAUUGCAAUCUUAAAUAAAUCUACUGCAGAUGUCAACCCUGAUAUUGUUACUCGUAGUUCAGACCCUGAUGAAAUUAAAUUACCAACUUUCCAACUGAUUUUAAAUUCAAAGGCAAACCAGAUUUUACUGAGAGAAUUAGAUUCACAACAUGUUUCAAAAAUUGUCCGUCUUUCUGGUAUUAUCAUCUCUUCUUCUGUUUUAUCUUCAAGAGCUACUUAUUUAUCUCUAAUGUGUCGCAACUGUAGACAUACUACCUCUAUGAGAAUCAACAAUUUCAACUCCAUAAAUUCCAGCAGUUCGGUUACUUUGCCUCAUUCGUGCUUAUCUUCUGCAAACACAGACGAUGAAUUGAAUGGCGGUGCUCCAAAAAAUUGUGGUCCAGAUCCUUAUAUUAUCGUUCAUGAAUCAUCUGAAUUUAUAGAUCAACAGUUCUUGAAAUUACAAGAAAUUCCAGAAUCUGUUCCAGUGGGGGAGAUGCCACGUAAUAUUCUAAUGACCUCAGAUCGUUAUUUAACAAAUAGAGUUGUCCCAGGUACCCGUGUAACUAUCGUUGGUAUAUACUCUAUUUAUCAAGCUAAAAAGAGAAACGCUGCAGGUGGCGGUGGUGGUGGUGUUGCAAUUAGAAAUCCAUAUAUUAAGGUUCUAGGUAUACAAACUGAUGUUACAACUAGUGGACUAAGUGGCUCAACAAUGGCCAUGUUUUCAGAAGAAGAAGAAGAAGAGUUUUUGCAAUUGAGUAGGAGACCUGAUAUCUACGAUUUAUUUACAAAAUCAAUUGCCCCAUCGAUCUUCGGUAACCAAGAUAUUAAGAGGGCAAUCGUUUGCUUGUUGAUGGGUGGUUCUAAAAAAAUUCUACCAGAUGGUAUGAGACUAAGAGGUGAUAUUAAUGUUUUGCUAUUAGGUGAUCCAGGUACCGCUAAAUCUCAAUUACUUAAAUUCGUCGAAAAAGUUUCUCCAAUUGCAGUAUAUACAUCCGGUAAAGGUUCAUCUGCUGCUGGUUUAACUGCUUCUGUGCAGAGAGAUCCUGCCACCAGGGAAUUUUACUUGGAAGGUGGUGCAAUGGUAUUAGCAGAUGGUGGUGUCGUUUGUAUUGAUGAAUUCGAUAAGAUGAGGGAUGAAGAUCGUGUUGCUAUCCAUGAAGCAAUGGAACAACAAACUAUAUCUGUCGCAAAAGCUGGUAUCACCACUGUUUUAAACUCCAGAACAAGUGUCUUAGCGGCUGCUAACCCAAUAUAUGGUCGUUAUGAUGACUUAAAAUCACCUGGUGAGAAUAUAGAUUUUCAAACUACAAUUUUAUCCCGUUUUGAUAUGAUUUUUAUUGUAAAAGAUGAUCAUAAUGAGGAACGUGAUAUUUCAAUAGCGAAUCAUGUUAUUAAUAUACAUACAGGUCGUGCUGCUCAAAAUGAUGAGGAAUUAGAAGAAUCCAGAAAUGAACUUUCUAUGGAGAAAAUGAAACGUUACAUCACAUAUUGCAGGCUCAAAUGUGCUCCAAGAUUGACACCCGAAGCUUCAGAAAGAUUAUCAUCCCAUUUCGUUGAAAUCAGAAAGCAAUUGUUAAUUAACGAAUUAGAAUCUACAGAGAGAUCCUCAAUUCCAAUCACAAUCCGUCAAUUAGAAGCCAUCAUCCGUAUAACCGAAUCGUUAGCCAAAAUAGAGUUAAGUCCAGUUGCAGAAAUAAGACACGUAGAAGAAGCUAUUAGAUUAUUCCAAGCAUCGACUAUGGACGCUGCUUCUCAGGAUCCUAUCGGUGGUUUAAACAACAAUAAUUCAUCCUUAUUCGCAGAAAUUCGUCGUAUUGAACAAGAAUUGAAAAGAAGAUUACCAAUUGGUUGGUCUACCUCAUACCAAACACUCAAAAGAGAAUUCGUUGAUUCAAAUAAAUAUUCACAAGCUGCUUUAGACAAAGCAUUAUAUGUUUUAGAAAAGCACGAAACUAUUCAAUUGAGAUAUCAAGGUCAAAAUAUAUAUAGAAGUGGUGUAUAG